AUGUUAGGGUUUGAUGGAGUCGAUCUCGAUUGGGAAUAUCCUGGCACGCUGAGAGAGACAUUCGAUGCAAGUGGGAACACAGUUGGUCUGACCUUUACUGCCCCCUCAUCAUACUGGUAUCUGCGCUGGUUUGACUUGCCAAAUAUGGCAAAGUACAUUGACUGGAUUAACGUGAUGUCGUACGAUCUCCAUGGAGUUUGGGAUUCUCAAGAUCCCAUUGGCAGUAUCGUCCAAGGACAUACAAACCUAACCGAGAUCAAAAGUGCCCUAGAUCUCUUUUGGAGAGUCAAGAUUCCUCCCGCUCAGGUGGUGUUAGGUAUUGGGUUCUAUGGCCGUGCAUUCACUCUACAGGACAAGAGCUGCACAAAACCCGGGUGUGCCUUUAGUGGUGCCUCGGAUGCUGGACCAUGUUCAAACACUGGUGGCAUGCUUGCAUACUAUGAGAUUAUGAGUAUUUUGCAGGGAAAUUCGACUAAAAGGGCUAUUAUCUCACCCACGCACGAUAAAGAAGCGGCAGUCAACUACUUUACCUUUGAUGAUAACCAAUGGGUCUCGUAUGAUGACAAGACAACAUUCAAGCAAAAGGUUGAUUGGGCAAAUGAAUUUGGACUGGGGGGUGCAAUGAUCUGGGCGUUCGAUCUGGGCCUUCUUGGGAGAGAUAUUAUUUCAACUCACACACUUCAGGCUGAGAACAAAGCGGUAUCAAACGCGAAAUCCACUGUCAUAGACUUAUCAGCCUUCACCGGUCAAAAAUUUUUCAAGUACACCAAGAAGUGUAUCAAGCUGGAUGAUACCAAGGCCAUGUCGAAUGCCUGUGGUGACGGUUACACCGUCGUUGGUUGGGAUGAUGCUGGAUGUGGCAAGUCAAACUGCCACUGCGAUAAGCCCAUUUGCUGCCCUCACGGUGCUGCUCCCAAGGGCUGCAAAUGGCGUGGUGAUGACCUGCUGUCCUACUCCAGUUGA
Molecule: messenger RNA, 963 nt
Organism: Penicillium manginii
Lineage: Eukaryota; Fungi; Ascomycota; Eurotiomycetes; Eurotiales; Aspergillaceae
Exons: 4
Coding region: 1-963 (320 amino acids)
Biological process (GO): carbohydrate metabolic process
Molecular function (GO): hydrolase activity, hydrolyzing O-glycosyl compounds; chitin binding
Source: RefSeq, a predicted model, not a curated record